AUAUUUUCCUAUAUUCUCCCUGAUAAAAAUAUUAUAUUCUUUACUUGGUGUUCAAGUUUUUCUUUGAUUCUUUACAUCAUGUGCAUAUUAAUUAAUCUAUAUUCUAUUUGAUUUUGUUUGUUGGCGGAUAUACUAUAAAUACCCCUCACUCUAUUGUGUAUUCACCUCUGUUAUCACCUUUUUUACAAUUAUGGACCAAAGAAACAUUCGUAGUCCAGCAUCUGUUGCUCGGCAGAGGCGUCUCCGGAGAAAGUUGAUAUUGAUCCAAAAGAGGAACAUUGCAUUCCAACCUACUUCCAUUCCAGAAUCCAGUCCCAAUCCAAUGGUUGUUGAUAAUCCAUCGUCUGUAGCUCGACAAAGACGUUUGGAAAGAAGAGAAAAAUUAAAGGAAAAAAGGACUAUGUUUCAUGUCCAUCGAACCCAUUAUGCAGUUAGAAAUGGAAUUUUCAAACGUACAUCAAGAUCAGGAUUUCGUUCAAAGCGUCGUCGUAUUAAUGAUCUUGGUCUACAUUCAUUGGAAACUAUAGUGGAGGGUUCCGGUGGCAACUCAAAUAUCGGAGUGGAUGAAGACAACACUGUGAUAUUUUCUUCGGCUGAAGCGCGAGAAUAUUCCGAUAUUGGUGAUAUGAAUGUGGUGUGUCCGAAAUGCGAUGCCUUGGUUUGGGAUCUUGAGAAAUUAAAGAAAAAUUCUCAUACUUCAGCAUUUGAAGUAUCUUUAUGUUGUAUGAGAGGAAAGGUUACCAUUCCGCUGAUGAUUGAACCUCCUUUGCUUUUAAAGAACUUAUUCAAUGGUGUUGAUGCAAGAAGUCGACAUUUUAUUUCAAAUAUUAGAUCAUACAAUAACAUGUUUGCUUUUACUUCAAUGGGAGGCAAGAUUUUGAAGGGGGAAAAUACCGGACGCGGUCCUCCCAAUUUUGUCAUAGGUGGACAAAACUAUCAUAGGAUUGGAAGUUUAAUUCCGAACGAAGGCUACAGACCCAAAUUUGCACAGAUGUAUAUAUAUGACACUGAGCAUGAAGUUACAAAUCGUUUGUCUCAUUUUAGUGAUAAUUCCACGGGAAAGAAUCUUGAUCCAUCUUUGGUAGCUGAUUUGCUGAAAUUAAUGGAUGAUCAUAAUAUUUUGGUAAAGAGCUUUCGAAUGGUUCGUGAGUUUCGCCAGCUUAAUCAAAACAUUCCGGUGCAGCUUCGUUUAUUUCGCAAUAGAACGGCCGAUGUCCGUGUAUAUAAUGUUCCUGAAAUUAGCGAAGUUGCUGCUUUAAUUGUUGGCGAUUUUGAUAGUUCAGAAUGCGGGAGAGAUAUUGUGGUUCGUGAGAAGGAUGGCCAUCUUCAACGUAUCCACGAGACUCAUUCCAAGUUUAUACCGCUGCAGUAUCCGCUUCUUUUUCCUUACGGUGAGGAUCAAUAUUCUGAAGACAUUAGGCGCAACUCAUUGACUUCCUCUUUGAGCACGAAGAGACGUGAGAGGGUCACUUUGCGCGAGUUUGGUGCUUUUCGUAUGCAAGAACGACAUUCUGAAUUCUCCGGUUUGUUAAACAGCAAGAGACUUUUCCAACAAUUUUCAGUGGAUUUGUACUCAAUGAUUGAGGCUCAGAGGCUGUCCUAUGUCAGAAAUAAUCAGAGUAAUAUUCGUUCUGGCUUUUUGCUCGGGGUCGAAGAAGCUGUUAGUCGCGGUGACGUUGAUGCUUCUUCCAUUGGUUCGCGUGUUGUUUUGCCUUCGUCAUUCACCGGCGGUAGACGGUAUAUGUUUAAUAAUUGUCAGGACGCUAUGGCCAUUUGCAAAAAAUUUGGUUAUCCUGAUUUGUUUUUGACUGUUACUUGCAAUCCAACCUGGGAAGAAAUUCAGCGACAUCUUUAUAAAUCUGGUAACAGUGCUCCAUAUCGACCGGAUAUUAGUUGCAGGGUAUUCCAGAUGAAAUUGGAAGAGAUGAUGAAUGAUUUCAAAAAGGGGAAAUACUUUGGAAAAGUAAUUGCAAGUUUGUAUACUAUUGAGUUUCAAAAGAGGGGUCUGCCACAUGCUCAUAUUCUAUUGUGGUUGCACCGGCGUAACAAACUAGAUUCUCCGAAGUCAAUUGAUUCAGUCAUUUGUGCUGAGCUACCCGAUGAAGCUCUAUAUCCGAAACUUUUUUUAGCUGUAACAAGAUUCAUGAUUCAUGGUCCUUGUGGCAUAGCUAGGCCAAGUUCUCCCUGCAUGAGAAAUCGAUCAUGUUCCAAAUUUUAUCCAAAGAAGUUUGUUGAUCGAACAACUUUUGAUGAAAGUGGCUAUCCCGUAUAUCGUCGUCGAGAUCUUGGUGUGACGGUGCUAAAAAAAGAUGUCCAGCUUGACAAUCGCAGUGUUGUUCCUUAUAAUCCAUCUCUCAUAAUGAAGUAUCAGGCCCAUGUUAACAUUGAGUUUUGCAACAAAUCUAAUUGCAUCAAGUAUUUGUUCAAGUACAUCACCAAGGGAGUAGAUAGGGUAACCGCGACUUUGCAGGUUGGUGAUGAAGAGGUUGUUGAUGAAAUUCAACAGUAUUACGAUUGCAGAUAUUUGUCUCCAUCGGAGUCUAUUUGGAGGUUAUUUGCUUUUGAUAUUCACAGAAGAUGGCCACCUGUCCAGAGACUGACUUUUCAUCUGAGAGACGAACAAAGAGUCGUUUUCAAGGACACCACCAAUUUGGAAGAUGUUUUAUCUCGAAAUAGGGAUAAAAAUACAAUGUUUCUUGCUUGGAUGGAGGCAAAUAGCGAAUAUGACUCGGGUAGAAGCUUAACCUAUUGCCAAUUCCCUACGAAGUUUGUUUACGAUUCAAAAAAACGUAGGUGGAAGCCAAGAAAGCAGGGUCAAUCGAUUGGUAGACUCACAUUUGUUCCUCAUAGCAACCGAGAAUUGUAUUACAUGCGACUAUUGUUGAAUAUCCAGGUUGGUUGCACAUGUUUUGAAGAUAUUCGAACUGUUGAUGGACAUGUUUAUGAUUCUUAUCGCGAAGCUUGUGACGAGUUGGGUUUACUUGCAAAUGAUCGUGAAUUUAUUGAUGCUAUUGAUGAACUCUCAAUUCUUGGAACUGGUUCAUACGUUCGUAAUGUUUUUUCUGUGUUACUAUUGACAUCAUGUAUGAGUGAUCCGGGGAAAGUUUUUGAACAUCAAUGGGAAAAUCUGUCGGACGGAAUCCUAUUCGACAGACGACGUGCUUUAAAUCAACCAGAUCUCAUUAUACCUUCAGAAGAGUUGAAACAGAUGUGUUUGAUUGAAAUUGAUAAAUUACUGCGUCGUAAUGGAUUGACUUUAACUGACUUUGAGUGCAUGCCUAAAAUAUUAUCUCCAGAGAUUGAUCCCUAUGACAACUUGCUAAUAUAUAACGAGUUGUCUUAUGGUUCAAGUGAGAUGUUGUCCAAGCAUGAUGAAUAUUUUAAAUCUCUAAAUGAAGACCAGAUGCAUGCUUAUGAUAUAAUUGUCAGCGCAGUAAAUAAUAAGACUGGUGGCAUGUUUUUUGUUGAUGGUUUCGGAGGUACAGGGAAGACUUUCUUGUGGAAUACAUUGUCUUUUCGUUUUCGCUCGGAAAACAAAAUAGUUCUAAAUGUAGCUUCCAGUGGCAUUGCUUCUCUACUACUUCCCGGUGGAAGAACUGCUCACUCACAAUUUGCUAUUCCACUCAAUUUAACCGAAGAAUCGUGUUGCAGAAUUGAGAAAAAUAGUAAGAAGGCAGAUUUGUUAGUUAUGGCAAGUUUAAUUAUUUGGGAUGAAGCUCCGAUGAUAAAUAGGUCAGCUUUUGAAGCAUUUGAUAGAACUUUGCGUGAUAUCAUGAGCAACCAUGUUGGAGGUGCAUCGGAGAUUCCAUUUGGUGGUAAAACUGUUGUGUUUGGUGGUGAUUUUCGGCAGAUUCUACCAGUUGUUCCCAAGGGAGGUAGGCCGGAUAUUGUUCAUGCAACUAUUAAUUCAUCUCCUUUGUGGCGUUUUUGUACAGUUUUGAAACUAUCCAAAAAUAUGAGGCUCCAAAGUUCUUCAGAUAUGAAUGAAAUGAAAUCUUUGACUGAUUUUGCCAAAUGGAAUCUUGAUAUCGGGGAUGGCAAAAUAGGUGUUGACGAUGAUGGGCAGUAUCUUAUUGAAAUUCCCGAUGAUCUUUGUAUUAAAGGUUCAGGUGAUCAUGUACGUGAUAUUGUUGAUGCGGUUUACCCUGAAUUGCUUGAGAAUAUUUCAAACGAUGAUUUUUUCCAAGAUCGAGCUAUUUUGACACCGACUCUUGAGCUGGUUGAGAAGGUUAAUGAUUUCGUACUAUCACUAAUUCCAGGUGAAGCAUCUGAGUAUCUAAGCUGUGAUUCAAUUUGCAAGUGUGAUGAGGAUGUUGGAAUUGAUCGUCGUUGGAUAACAACCGAGUUUUUGAAUGACAUUAAAUGUUCUGGAUUGCCUAAUCAUAAGUUGCGUUUUAAGGUUGGUGUUCCGGUUAUUCUUCUUCGCAAUAUUGAUGUGUCUGCUGGUUUAUGCAACGGUACGCGGUUGGUUAUAAAUCAUCUUGGGAAAACAAUAAUUGGUGCACGUAUAUUGAAUGGUUCUCAUGGUGGGGAACAAGUAUAUGUUACAAGGAUGAAGUUAAUGCCAUCUGAUUCUAAUGCUGCUAUUACUUUUGAGAGACGCCAAUUUCCAUUUUCCUUGUGUUUUGCGAUGACUAUUAAUAAAAGUCAAGGACAAACUCUAUCAAAUGUUGGAUUGUACCUUCCAAGACCUGUAUUCACUCAUGGUCAGCUUUAUGUUGCUAUCUCGCGUGUGAAGACAAGGACUGGUCUCAAAAUUUUAAUAGUCGAUGAAAAUGGCGAAGCUUCUAAUACUACUGUCAAUUUUGUUUACCGAGAAGUAUUUCAGAAGAUUUAAAGUUAUGCAUAGAUAUAAUGUACGGUAUUAAAUUAGUUAAUAUUUGUAUUUCGAAUGUCUGCUGCCCAUCUUAUUUAUAGCACGUAGUACUAAAUGUGAUUUAUAAGAAUAAGAAUAUGAAUAAACUAUCUAAUUGAAUCUUUAUGUGAUUUUUUACUCUUCCAUUGUAUAAGCAAUAUAUUAAAUAGAUGAAAAGAUUUAGUAUGCAAUUAUCUUA
This is a messenger RNA of Trifolium pratense (red clover), 5054 nucleotides long. RefSeq lists its product as uncharacterized. The transcript has 7 exons. The record is from RefSeq and is a predicted model, not a curated record. The coding region runs from base 191 to 4837 and encodes 1548 amino acids. Gene Ontology annotation, biological process: telomere maintenance; DNA repair. Gene Ontology annotation, molecular function: DNA helicase activity. Lineage: Eukaryota; Viridiplantae; Streptophyta; Magnoliopsida; Fabales; Fabaceae.